This is a messenger RNA of Alosa alosa (allis shad), 2903 nucleotides long. It is a transcript of the gene cog5, whose product is annotated as component of oligomeric golgi complex 5. NCBI's taxonomy places the organism in Eukaryota, Metazoa, Chordata, Actinopteri, Clupeiformes, Clupeidae. Gene Ontology annotation, cellular component: COG complex. The record is from RefSeq and is a predicted model, not a curated record. Bases 25 to 2466 code for a protein of 813 amino acids. Gene Ontology annotation, biological process: intra-Golgi vesicle-mediated transport. The transcript is spliced from 22 exons.
CGUCAUUCUGACGACGUGGAAAACAUGGAAGCUAGUGGGGAGUCUGCUGUGAAAUCACUUUUAAGUGAUGAAUGCUACGCGGAUUUCUUGAAGGAGGAUUUUGAUGUGAAGACGUAUACAGCUCAAGCUAUUCACCAUGCUGUCAUUGCCGAACAACUGGCUAAACUGGCCGAGGGAAUCAGUCAGCUGGACAAGGAGUUGCACUGUCAGGUGGUUGCUAGACAUGAGGACCUUUUGGCUCAGGCAACAGGCAUUGAAUCACUGGAAGGUGUCCUGCAAAUGAUGCAGACGAGGAUUGCUGCACUACAGAGCGCGGUGGAUCGGAUAAGGACCAAAAUCGUUGACCCCUAUAAUAAGAUAGUGGCCCGCACAGCACAGCUGGCAAGAUUACAGGUGGCCUGUGACCUGCUGAGGCGGAUCAUCCGUAUCCUGUACCUCAGCAAGCGUCUGCAAGGGCAGCUGCAGGGCGGCAGCCGGGAGAUCACCAAGGCAGCGCAGAGCCUCAACGAGCUCGACUAUCUGUCCCAGGGAGUGGACCUGUCUGGCAUCGAUGUGAUCGAGAACGACCUGCUGUUCAUCAGCCGGGCCCGACUGGAGGUGGAGAACCAGGCCAAGAGGCUUCUGGAGCAGGGCAUGGAGAUCCAGAAUCCAACGCAGGUGGGAACGGCUCUGCAGGUGUUCUACAAUCUGGGCAGCCUCAGGGAGACCAUCAGUGGGGUGGUGGACGGAUACCGGGCAUCCGUGAAGGACAACGUGACCAAUGCCCUGGACAUCAAGGUCCUCACCCAGCCAGCUACCAAUCGAGGGGCACCGGGCAGGGCAGUGAUGCCGACCCCGGGGAACACGGCGGCCUUCAGAGCGGCUCUCUGGACCAACCUGGAGAAGCUCAUGGACCAAAUCUAUGCAGCCUGUGGCCAGGUCCAGCAUCUCCAGAAGGUCCUGACCAAGAAGAGGGAUCCCGUCACUCAUGUCUGUUUCAUCGAUGAGAUCAUCAAGGAUGGACAGCCGGACAUCUUGUACACCUUCUGGAAUUCGGUGACCGGAACGCUGUCGGUGGAGUUCCAGAAAGCCACCGCUGACUCUACCUUCCUGAAGCAGGCACUGGAGGGCGAGUACCCAAAGUUACUGCGGCUGUACAACGAGUUGUGGAAGCGCCUGCAGCAGUACAACACCAACAUCCAGGGGGCGUUCUCCACCCAGGGAGGGCUUGAGCUGUCCAUGGACCUGCCCACCUCGGAGACCGACUCCAAGGACCUCUUCACCCAGACCAAGCAGGACUACGACCCAGAGAAAGCUCUGAAGGACUCUCUCCAGCCUUAUGAGGCUGCCUACCUCUCCAAGUCCCUGUCACGCCUCUUUGACCCCAUCAACCUCGUCUUCCCACAGGGGGGGCGCAACCCCCCCUCCAACGACGAGCUGGACAGCAUCAUCAAGACCAUAGCCAGUGAGCUGAACGUGGCCUCUGUGGAUCCUAGUCUGACCAUGGCUGUGGCCAGGAACUCCGCCAAGACGGUGCAGCUCUUCUGUGUGAAGUGCGAGCAGCUGCUCAGUACCCAGGGAGAAGCCAGCCAGGUGAUUGGCCCCCUGACUGACGGCCAGAGGAGGAACGUGGGCGUGGUCAACUCCCUGUAUCGGCUCCAGCAGGCUGUGGCCAAGGUUAUAUCCAGUCAAACUGCAUUCCCACCUGCUGCAGAACAAGCUCUCACUGCAUCUCUGGAGGGGGUGCAUAGCCUGAUGGUCAACGCAGUCCAGCCUCUGCUGCUGUCCGUGAGCGACUCCAUAGAAGCCAUCCUUAUCACCCUGCACCAGGAGGACUUUUCUGUGCCCCUCUCUGCGCCAGGACGUCCAGACGUGCCUUGCUCUCUCUACAUGAGGGAGCUGCAGGGCUUUGUGGCGCGCUGCAUGAGCGACUACCUGCGCCACUUCCAGUGUCUGGACUUCAUCUACGACAACACGGAGGCCAUCGCCCGCCGCGCCAUCCACCUCUUCAUCCGCAACGCCAGCCUGCUGCGGCCACUCGGAGAGGGUGGCAAGAUGAGGUUGGCCGCGGACUUUGCCCAGAUGGAGUUGGCCGUGGCCCCCAUGUGCAGGCGCGUGUCAGACCUGGGGAAGCCGUAUCGUCUGCUGCGCUCCUUCAGGCCACUGCUCUUCCAGACCAACGAGCUGAUCGCCAGCAGUCAGGCUCUGGGCGAUGUCAUCCCCUACAGCUGCAUCCUGCACUUCCUGUUCACGCGCGCGCCCCCUGAGCUCAAGUCACCACAUCAGAGAGCCGAGUGGUCCAUCGCCCGCUACUCCCAGUGGCUGGACGACCACCCCUCCGAGAAGGACCGCCUCACCCUCAUCAGGGGGGCUCUGGAGGCCUAUGUCCAGUCGGUGAAGGCGAGGCAGGGGAAGGAGUUUGCACCCGUGUAUCCCAUCAUGCUUCAGCUGCUCCAGAGAGCCACCAGUGGCGUGAAGGAGACCUGACCAGCCAAUGGAGCUCAUCCAUAUUAACAUCAAGGCGUUUCAUGAUACCUACAAAUCAACGCAAAAACACUGCUAAACAUUUCUUUUGUAAUCAGUCUAAAUCAUAUUGCUUCUGUGAAUCUGUAAUUAGAGCACAGUUUACAGGCCGCAUUUGGGAAUUUUUUGUUGUCUCUGAAUCAGUGUACUAAUAUGAUUUCAACUAUCGACUCAAAGAACUGUGUAGGUAUGUGGCGUUCCAUCUCUUCACGGUAAAAUUAUUGUCUCUUGGUAUAUAGCUUCUCGUUCUUUCUUCUGUAGUUAUAUAGAGAAAAUUAUGAAAGGUCAGGUUUAAGAUCAGGUUUUUUUUUAUUUAUUUUCAUUUCCUUGUACUUCUUUAAUUCAUUAUCUGGGAGGGGAGGGCACUGUAAUAUAUUAAACUAUGAAAAACUCUCAUUUGA